AUGGUUUUGCAUAACGAUAAGUGGAAGUGGAAGAAUAAACGCAAACAUUUGAAAAAGGUGGGUGAGGCGCAACAGGAUGGUAGCUCAAGUGAAGAUACAAGCGGUGACGAGCUGAUCACUAACGAAUGGCGGUUUGAGGAGCUGAGGCCUAUUCAACAUCCUAAAGAUGAGGAACAGAUAGCAUUAGAGCGAGAGCAGAGACAGAUCGAGUUGGAGCAGGACGAGGCCAACACGCGACUUGUUUUGAGUAAACUCAAGCUAUCAGCGCCUGAAAUCAGCAAAUCAAGCCAACACAAGGACGCCAAGAAGAUGUCCAAGCAGGAGCUGCUAGACUGGAGUGUGGGGCAACAGAGCGAACCUGAACCUGAUCUAGCAGCUCAAAGCAUUCGCACACUUAGCGAAGACGAAAAAGCUCGGUUCUACGAGCUGCAGAAGCGCAUCGAGCGGCAGAAAUUGGUGACGUCGAUGAAAAAGAAGUUUGCCACCACAGGAGGAAGAAAGGUGCUGGAGGUCGCGAAAGUAGACGACGACAACUACAAGGCUGUGAAUGCGCAAAAGCUCGAAGAGUCGGCGAAGAAGCCCAAGGAGGGCGAGUUCGAAGAGAGUUUGGCCGACCUGUUGGGUGAUAAAACAAUUUUGACCCAAGAGUCUGCUGCGAAUCCAGAUACCAGGGCACACAAAAUUACGCGUAAGCCAGGCCCGUCGCUCAAGCUCAACUCCUCACAAACCGAUGACGAGUUUUUGGACCAUCUGCUUGGAUGAUAUUUCAUGACGAUAUUCCAUGCGCCGAUCGACCUCAUCCGACGCGGACGCGAAAAAUAGUUACGUUUUUGCCCUACCGUGUCAAAGUCAUGGACAAGGCAGGUGCCGGUGAGCUGUUUUCCGACGAUCAGGAGAUGUUGGAAGCACUGAGAAGCUUUCUGGUCCGGAAAAACGCGCGAAUUCGACGACAGACAGGCGAGUUGCGCGGCGACCUGGUCGAGCAGGUGCGCCAGCAACGGCACGAGAUCAUCCAGUUGCGCAACAAGUGUCGCAUGCUGGAAGAGAAACUCAGGGCGUACGAUCAGGGCACCCCGAAACAUAACAUCGUUGUUUCUCCAAAGAAGAACCAACUGUCACCACUAAAAGCACAACAGCACUCGCCAACUUAUUCUGCGCUAUCUGGUACAGAAACCGAGGACUCGGAGUUCAGCACGCCACGAAAACUGCGAUUAGUUAGCACAGCGGCUCUGGUUUCGGUGAAUCCCGCAAAAGAUGAUUCCAUUCUUGACGACUGCGACGAAGAAUCACUAAAGGUGCUGAAACAGAGCAGCUCUCAGCAGCCGCGCGACAAAAUUCGGGAAAUGGCCGUGUUGGACCUGACCUGCCAUCCGGGCCGCAAAGGGAACUGGUGGCCGGAGGACUUUAAGCCGAACCCGGAAAUCAACUUUGGACAGAGAGAAGCGUUCACAUUGCGUCGAAUCAAUCCCAAAUACGCGCAUCCGGCGUUGCAGACACAGCACAAAUACCAACAGCAACAUCUAAAACAGGAGGCCAUGAAAGAAUUCAAUCGCCUGGCAGGACAGGUGGAGCCGGUGACGCCCGGGGUGAAGCUGGUGUGGAGCGCUAACGACACCGGGACGCUGCCCACUCCGCUAAAAACCCCCGACCAGGCCCUGAGCAACCCGAAAAUCGACCCGGUGUUUAAAUUCGAGAUCAACAAGUACAACUACAAAAACUUUGACCUCAACCUCAACAGUAACAAAAUCAAGCUCUGGCUCGAUCUGCAGGACUCGCCGCCGGGCCAUGAGCGGUCGGAAUUCCCGACGCCGUCGCAAUCGGAGGCAGACCGGCAGAAAAGCAUCAAACGGGCGAAACUGGUUGCCCUGCAAAGACUGUUCCAGACGGUUUUCAUGGUGCAACCAACAGACAAAUCGGGAACGUCGUACCAGCAGGUUGGCAAGUUUAUAUUCCGC
This is a messenger RNA of Ogataea polymorpha, 1955 nucleotides long. RefSeq lists its product as uncharacterized. The annotation marks the transcript as partial. The record is from RefSeq and is a predicted model, not a curated record. The transcript has a single exon. NCBI's taxonomy places the organism in Eukaryota, Fungi, Ascomycota, Pichiomycetes, Pichiales, Pichiaceae.